Messenger RNA from Ceratina calcarata, 3650 nucleotides. RefSeq names its product mucin-5AC. The transcript is spliced from 8 exons. Lineage: Eukaryota; Metazoa; Arthropoda; Insecta; Hymenoptera; Apidae. Bases 373 to 3165 code for a protein of 930 amino acids. The record is from RefSeq and is a predicted model, not a curated record.
CGCCGUUCUCAUACCCUCACCACGUCCUUCGACUACCUCCAACUUUUACUCCGUCCACUUUUUCAUGUUCGCCGUCGUGUCGAUUUCGUAGUUCGAAGAGAGAGAGAGAGGGACCACGACGACGAGAGAAAUUGAAAGAAACGCGCGUGAAAAUCGGUGUUACCCGGCCUGUGGACGGACGAGUGUGUCGUCUCGAAGAUGAUCGCGAGUGUCCGGUGACGACGUGUACCCCGUUCGCCAGUACCUGCGGACUCAGGCUAACUUUGCCACCCGUGUAACGAAUUCGUUCGAGCGUUUCCCGCGUCUACGGACCGUUCUACCCUAGCCAGCUGCUCGCAUCUUCGACGAGGGAUCGACAUAGGAAUCGCCGACAUGUGGUUGAGACUCGCCGUUCUAGUAUCCUGCAUCGUCGCGACGACUCUGGCGGACGAUCAGCCUCGAAAAGCGGUGACCAUCGAAGAGUUCGUAACGUCGCACAAAGUGCCGGAAAGCGUCGCGCGGCCGUCGGACGACGACGACGACGACGUUGUCGAGGGUAUAAAGGAUGGGAAGCACCCUAAGAAGGUCGCGGCGAACUUUGAAACUUUCGAUAAGAAGUCGGCCAAUCUCGACCCGGUGAGACGGUUCGAUUUCGUCGACGAUGACAAAUCGGCCGGCACCGAGAAGCGGCAAGUUCGCGUAGAGCUGGAAAACUUUGCCGACACCGGGAUCCUGCAGGAGGAUGGAAUUCGACGGACCGACGCGCUCAGGUCGCGAACAGACGUUCCGAGGGAUUCGCUGAUUCCCGGAGUGCGCGUCAGUGAAGAGUAUCCUACAACGAUGAUACCGGUUCUAACUACACCGCGUGAAGCGCGAGGCUUCGACUUCGUUCCCGUGAACAUCAUUCGCAACGACGGCAAGGAGACAUCGUUCCGCGAUCGCAAUUUCGGUGAUUUCAGCGACGUGAGUUUAGUUCCCGCAGGCACGAGCUCGCGAAUUCAGGUGAAGAAGGGACCGAAUGGUAAAGACUACGAGUACGAGUACGUGUACUAUUACUACGACGAGGAGGACGAGAACAAGGCAGGCUCGGCAGACUCGGCCGUGACCAAUGCCUACGACGUCCCUUCUAGAAGCACGACCGCGCCUAGACGUGGUAGCUCUUCUACGAACCGGAAUAAAUACGCCAGUGUCGAGAGAUCGAGCACCGUCGAACCCGUCAGCAACGAGGUGAUCCCCAACAGAAAUGGAAAUACCAGAGGUCGGCAGCUGAUCGAAGAAGACGUCUCCGAGGAAAGGCUACCGACCAACACCAGAUUUCCACCUAGUAGAUCGAGAUCGAAUCACAACACGGGGACCACGGAACCGACGCGUACUCGCGGGAACCGCCCGAGACCCAGCCUGGACUUGGUCGACUCGAGCAGCUUCCGCACUCAUCAGGAAGGACCAGAGUUCCCUCAGGCUCUGCCGAAGGGACCGGUAAGAUUCCUCGGAGUGACGCCGAACGAGGACAGCGCGGAAGAGAAAGCGGCGAGCAGAGUUCGGGCGAGACCGCAGAAGGUGCAGGAACCCGCCCCUGUAGAAGAGAUCGUCGAAGACGUGCCCGCUCCCACGACCAGAAGACGUCCGAUUCAAGAAGCUGAACCGACCAGAGGUCAAUCGAGAAACAGCGAGGAAGAAGACGAGAAGGAGGAAACGACUUCGUCCAACGAGAAAAUUAAGGACAGAAUAAGUUCCGCGGAGAGUAGGCAAGAUUACGAGGAACCGAACUCGUCUUCGACGAGCACCGAGACUCCGACGACCGAGUAUCCGUCGUCGAUGGACAAGGUCGCCCUAGAUCUGUACGCGUUCGUCCAACAAGGUAGAAGCAACUUGGUAGACGCGUCCGAAGCCGCAGAUUCGUCGGCCGACGGAACUACGAUCUCCGACGAGGCUACCACCGAUCCGGCAGCUACCACAGAAUUGUCCGCGACUACCCUCGAACCGGCGACGACCACGACGGAGCCAACGACUACUACGGCCGCUCCGACGACUACCAGUACUACUACGACCACGACUACCACUACGGAGCCACCAACGACCACGACUCAGGCACCUGGAAGAGGAAAAUUCCGAAGACCAGGUAUCGGUGGCUCGGUACCCGGUUCCCGAAAUCGAUUCGGAAACAAAUCUAACGGGGCUAGCAGCACGACGACCGAGGCGCCGACGGAAACCAGCCAACGGACGCGAGGUCGUUUCGGAGGGAACGGUUCAAAUGGUAAUGGUUACAAAAGAGCUCGACCUGGGCAGAAGCCCGCAGUCGAGGAGGACACGAUACAGAAAGAGAGCUCGAGUUCCGUCCAAGCGGAACGACCGACUUCCGGAACGAGAAAUCGAUUCCGUGGCCCGGGAGGUACGAGAUCGGCCUCCACAACGACUUCUGCACCAACGAAUACCGGAUCGACCUCGUCUUCGAACGGGCCGUCUGGAAUAUCGAGACCGUCUUUUAACAAACUGAACAUCAACCGACGACGAGGAGGAGGAAGGCCUUCCACCGCGUCGCCAGGUGGUAGCGAGGAGAGUCAGGAAUCCACCAAGGAGGCAGCCAAAGAAACCGAAUCUACCGCGGCACCGAAAACGACUGCACGCUCGAGGCUACCCACGACCGGCGGCGUGAGGCCUCUGAUCAAACCCGGAACUCGACCAAAUCUUAGACCGAAACCGGGUCAAGCGACUACAACCACUUCUACGACACCGCUCCCGGCUGACAAUUCCGAGGAAUCCUCUAUCGAUGAGCCAGCCGGAGAAGGCACCGAGGAGGAAACUCACGAGGCACCCGCAGAGACUACGCCUCCAGCGAAAUCCACAACCGUGAAUCCUCUGAACAAGCUAAGAAAUCGAAAUAGGUUGCAAGUGCAUCCGAAAACGACGACCAGAGCACCUGCUACUCCUGCAUCGUCGCGAAGAUCGCCUCUGCUACCGCGACGCAAAGUGACCGAGGCACCCGUGGCUCAAACCAGUCAGGAAGAACCAUCGGAAGAGCCAGAGAAAGCAGAGAGCAGCGAGACAGAACCGACCGAGGCUGUUUCCGCGGAGACUAGCACGGCCGCGAGCACGAAACACGAGGAAACGCGAGGUCUCGGGGGACUCCUGGCACCUAGACGUAGGAUAGUACCUCGCCGACCUGGCCAGAUAGUCCCACGGGAAUAAACUAGACUCAAGAGAGUCUGGAGAACGAAAGGAGCCCUGCGUAUCUGUCGAAUUUCGCGAUUACGAAUGCGAACGAUCAUUGCCGUUUCGAAAGGAGGCACGGAGAACGAUUUCGGUUAACGCUUAAAUAUCCGUCAUAACGAUUAUGUUUCAUCGCAUACUUGCAAAACAAAUAGCCGGGCGUUUAAGCGGUAACGAGGGCCGUAGAGUUUUCGCAUCUUAUACGACUAAAAGGUAGAUGUAUUGUACAUAAUGAAAGCUGUACGCAUCUCUACAACGGAUAUGUAUUAUCUAAUCGCGAUGCCAUAGUCGAGAUCGCGUUAGCCCGUAACGGUGCGAUUGAAUUGGAACGACACGAUACUCGUUGAACGAUGGACGAUGUGAUUUUAGAACGCGUGGCGCGUUACAAAACAAUAUUUUUGUAAUUACUAUGUUCCACGAUAUGCUGUAAAUAUUCCAUUGCAAUUAAAGAUACGUAAACAUGA